Molecule: messenger RNA, 1041 nt
Organism: Phoenix dactylifera (date palm)
Lineage: Eukaryota; Viridiplantae; Streptophyta; Magnoliopsida; Arecales; Arecaceae
Source: RefSeq, a predicted model, not a curated record
GCAUAAUGGGGAACUCAGAUUUUUAUUUUUAAAGGACGGGAAUUCCGUCAGCAUUUUUUUCUCUUGGACCAAUGCGGUUAUACCGCACCUUUUUCCUGUUGUUCCUUCGUUGACCCACCACCAUUCAUCAAUCUCCGCGUUGAGCUGAAGCGGCACGCUCCUUCCCCAUCUCCUCUCCUCGCUUUCCCUCCACGGAGCUUUUGUUUUCGAGGGUUAAUCGCUUCUCUUCGGCAAGGGAGAUGGGGCUGACUUUCACAAAGCUUUUCAGCCGGCUUUUCGCCAAGAAGGAGAUGCGCAUUCUGAUGGUUGGUCUCGAUGCUGCUGGUAAAACUACCAUACUCUACAAGCUCAAGCUGGGAGAGAUAGUCACCACGAUCCCUACCAUCGGAUUUAACGUGGAGACUGUGGAAUAUAAGAAUAUCAGCUUUACUGUAUGGGAUGUUGGUGGUCAGGACAAGAUCCGUCCACUUUGGAGGCACUACUUCCAGAACACACAGGGUUUGAUAUUUGUGGUAGACAGCAAUGAUAGAGAUCGUAUUAUUGAAGCUAGGGAUGAGCUGCACAGGAUGUUAAAUGAGGAUGAACUGAGAGAUGCUGUAUUACUUGUGUUUGCAAACAAACAAGAUCUUCCAAAUGCUAUGAAUGCAGCAGAGAUCACUGAUAAGCUUGGUCUUCACUCUUUGCGCCAACGCCAUUGGUACAUUCAGAGCACCUGCGCAACUUCUGGAGAGGGUCUUUAUGAAGGGCUGGAUUGGCUUUCCAACAACAUCGCUAACAAGGCCUAGGGCGAUCAUGGUGCCUUUUCGUGUGCUUCUGGAUGCAGGGGUAAAUAUUAUCUAGGUUUCUUGAGGAUUAUGACUGUAGAACUGCUGCUUCUGUUUGUCUUGUCCUGUCUUGUAUCUAGUCCCAGAGCGAACUCAGCUUUUUGACUCUGGAACCAAUCUGUCUGUGCAAGCUGUAAUAGAAUUUGCUUGAGGUUCUCUUGUGAACUUCAAUCUGCAAUGCCUUGUUUUAUUCUGCAACCACCAGUCGAUUUCAUGG